ACUAGGAAGCGCGCGCCCGCGCCGCCGCCGCCGCCGCCGCCGAAUCCCCAACAAGGAGCGAAGCCCGCGGCCGCCGCCGCCGCCCGCCGCCGCCGCAGCUCCCGACGCCGCCGCCCCCGCCGGGCGCCCGAGUAGGCCCGGCGCGGCCCCAGGACUCGGGACCCUGGAGGACUGACGCUGCUGGCCUGGGCGUCCUUUUCUGCUGAGCCAUGGCGACUCCUGACGUGAGUGUGCACAUGGAGGAGGUGGUGGUGGUGACAACUCCGGACACUGCGGUGGACGGCAGCGGCGUGGAGGGGGUGAAGACCGUGUUGGUGACGACCAAUUUGGCCCCUCACGGGGGCGACCUGACAGAAGAUAACAUGGAGACAGAAAAUGCAGCGGCGGCAGCUGCCGCGGCCUUCACAGCCUCCUCCCAGCUCAAGGAAGCCGUGUUAGUGAAGAUGGCUGAAGAGGGGGAGAACCUGGAGGCUGAGAUUGUGUACCCCAUCACCUGUGGGGACAGCAGAGCCAACCUCAUCUGGAGGAAGUUUGUGUGUCCCGGCAUCAAUGUGAAAUGUGUUCAGUACGACGAGCAUGUGAUCAGCCCGAAGGAAUUUGUGCACCUGGCCGGGAAGUCUACCCUGAAGGACUGGAAGAGAGCCAUCCGCAUGAACGGCAUCAUGCUCAGGAAGAUCAUGGACUCCGGGGAACUGGACUUCUACCAGCAUGACAAGGUCUGCUCCAACACCUGCCGCAGCACGAAGAUCGACCUCUCAGGAGCCCGCGUGUCCCUGAGCAGUCCCACGUCAGCCGAGUACAUUCCCCUCACGCCCGCUGCAGCCGACGUGAAUGGGUCUCCUGCGACCAUCACCAUAGAGACCUGUGAGGACCCUGGGGACUGGACCGCAGCCAUCGGAGAUGACACAUUUACCUUCUGGCGGGGGCUGAAGGACGCCGGCCUGCUGGACGAGGUCAUCCAGGAGUUCCACCAGGAGCUGAUGGAGACCAUGAGAGGCCUGCAGCAGCGGGUCCAGGACCCUCCCCUGCAGCUUCGAGAUGCUGUGCUCCUGAACAACAUUGUGCAGAACUUCGGCAUGCUGGACCUGGUGAAGAAGGUGCUGGCCAGCCACAAGUGCCAGAUGGACCGCUCGCGGGAGCAGUAUGCCCGGGACCUGGCAGCCCUGGAGCAGCAGUGUGAUGAGCAUCGCCGCCGAGCCAAGGAGCUGAAGCACAAGUCCCAGCACCUUAGCAACGUGCUCAUGACGCUGACGCCGGUCUCCCUGCCACCACCUGUGAAGCGGCCCCGGCUUGCACGUGCCACAUCAGGACCGGCCGCCAUGGCCUCGCAGGUGCUCACUCAGUCUGCCCAGCUGGCGCUCGGCCCAGGCGUGCCUGUCCCCCAGCUGACCAGCGUGCCCCUUGGUAAAGUGGUGUCCACCCUGCCUUCCACCGUCCUGGGCAAGGGUUCCCUUCAGGCACCCCCCGCCAGCUCCCCAGCCUCCCCACUGCUUGGGGGCUACACAGUCUUGGCCUCCUCUGGCUCCACCUACCCCAGCACAGUGGAGAUCCACCCGGACGCGUCCAGCCUCACGGUCCUGAGCACGGCCGCCGUGCAGGACGGUAGCACGGUAUUCAAGGUGGUCAGCCCGCUGCAGCUGCUCACCUUGCCUGGCCUGGGCCCCACCCUGCAGAACGUGGCCCAGGCCUCGCCUGGCGCCAGCACAAUUGUGACAGUGCCCACAGGGGCUGCCCCCGGGCCCGAGGAGCACACGGCCACCAUUGAGGUGGCUGCCGUGGCAGAGGACCACGAGCGGAAGUAGCCGACAGGAGGGCGAGGCCCCUGGGACGGACGGGGCUGGCUGCCUCUCAGCUGCGGCAGCAGGGAGCGGGCAGAGGCCGCAGGGCUGGCUCGGGCAGGUGGGUCACGUGGGCUGCAGAACCAAAGAGAGGAAUCGCCAAAACAAAUCACCAGAAGAGAGAAGGGGACAGAACAGCGAGAGCAACCUGGAAAUCGGUCUUCAGGUCCCAUGUUUCCUUCCCCUUUUUUCUUGGGAAAUAUAUUUUUCCAUCUGUUGCUUAUUAAUACUGUUUACACAUUGGACCUUGAUCAGGAGCCAGGUGGGCGGGGACGCAGGGGGAGCCUGGGUGCAGCCGAGGCAGAGGAAGCAGAGCCAGGGUGCCGAGCACGACCCUGCAGGUGCUGGACGCGGUGCAGCGGGUGGCGAGGUCCCGGUGUCUGCACCCAGCCAGGUCCCUGGGGAUGCUACACAUGACUUGGGAGCUGAGCCCAAGUGUGAACCCUAUGGAUCCUAUGGAUUUGGUUUCUUCCCACAGUUUUCUGUAGGUUUAGUGUGGCUGGCGCCCCGUUCUCCUCCUGUGUGGGAACGUGCACCCGGAGCUUGGGUGCAGAUCCCAGUGGGUGCCCUCCUCCCCCACCCCCAGCUGGUGCUCAGGUGGCCCAGGGGCCGCACAGAUGAGACGUGGUCCAGGCAUUGUUGCACAUGUACUGAGGGUGUUUUUAAGUGAAUUGCUUAGUAGGCUUCUAGGAAGAGUCAGAUUUAUAGCAUUUUCAACCAAAAUAAUGCUGAGUGCCUAGGCUUCCCGAGUUAGCUCUGGGGGUGGCCCCUGAGCCCCUGUGAGUGCACCUGAGCGGGUACGGAGGUCCUGGGCAGCCUCUGCCUGAGCUGGCCCCUCCCAGGGAUCUGAGAUCCGUGAGGUGUGUCCCGAGGGCUUCAGUCCUGGGGCAGGAGCAUAAACAGAACCAGUUGCUAUGGAGGUCGAGGAUUCACGUGGAGGCCUUCAGCUUGGGCUGCUUGGCCACAGAACAGCCCUCGGCUCCCUGGCUCCCAGCCCCCAUGCAGCCCCUGGGCUGGCCCUCGGUGGUCUCUGUCCAAGGGAGAGCCCCUGGGUGUUUAAGAGGCUGCCCGGGUGGGCUGGUCAGGGCAACUGCCAAACGUGGAGCCCAGAGCCUGUCUGGAAGGGCUGUCCAUGACUGUCCUCAGACCUGGCCUUGGACUCACAAGGAAGACCAGGCUGAGGCCCCUCCAGGCCAGGGCCCUGGGGCAGACAUCUCAGGGAGCAGCCAGCCCAGGGCUCCUGCCGUCUCCAGCAGGUCGUGUCCCAGGAGGACCCUGAGGGCCAGAGGGCCCUGGAUGCUCCUGAUUCUGUCGGCAGCUGAAGGCCCGUCUGAGGCCCCGCAAUGCGAGGGUCCCGUGUCCCACUUCACUGCUCCGAAGGGAACUGGCUGGCUGUCCGUCCGGCAAGCGGCCCAGACCCCACCUCUGUGCCGUUGUCACCAGGGCCCUGUCCUGGCUGCCCCCACCCAUGUCAAGCUACUGAGGCUGUGUCUUGUUUGUUUUCUCUGUUGCAUUUUUGUUUGCUGUUUGCUGUUGUCACAGUCAGCUGGUUUCGGCGUGAUGUUGACCUUUUGAUGUACAUACUCCGUUUUAAACUCAUUUCCACUCCAGUUGAGUUCUGCAGCUUGCAGCGGUAUGACCCUAUGGGGGUCAGGAGGGCCCUGUAGCCCCCACCCCACCGGCUCAGAACCUGUCACUAAUACAGCUGCCUGGGACCCUGGGACCCGCAACCUUCCAGCUGCUUCCCUUGGUCAAAGUCACAAGUGGGUCUGCCUUGACAGCCCUCGCUGAACAGAACUUCCAGUGGGUUGUGGGUUCAUUUCCUUUCUUUUUAAGAACAAGGUUGGGACCUUUUCUGCCCUGGCCUUUAGCUGUUGAGGCAUUGGGAGAGGAAGUUAAUUUCAGAGCCAUACAAAAAUAAGCCACAACCAGCUUCAGAAUUAAUUCCCAAUCCCCCAUUCCAGCAGGGCUGGGAGCCCAUUCCCAGUGCUUCCCAAGGCCCUCGGGGAUGUCUGCCGCCAACCCAGCUGCUUCUGGCAGGGGCUGGGGAAGGGCCCUGGAGAAGCCCCCAUCCUCACGGGAACCACACUGCAGUGGGCCGGGGAGGUCGUCAGCACUGCCCCCGGCUCCUCCAGGUCCUGCUGGCUCCUCCGGGGCAGGGUUCCCUGGACCUCCCAGUUCUGCACCUUGGGGCCAGCCAAUACUCAGAGAGGAAGACCUUCUCAACCACAUACAGAACACAGGUUUUCAUGGCUGCCUUUGGUUUGGUUUUCUGAGAAGAUAGGAUUGGAUUGGAUUUUGCAGAGGGCGAGAACUUCUCUGUGCCUGCUCAGAGGCGCCCUGGGGAAGGGCCAUGUUUGAGUUUUGCUUUGUAUGUUGUUUUGCAAGUAUCUGCCUGGUACUUUGAUUUAAAAUAAAAACAAUUUUCAUAGUU
Rhinopithecus roxellana (golden snub-nosed monkey) is the source of this 4272-nucleotide messenger RNA. RefSeq names its product glucocorticoid modulatory element binding protein 2 (gene GMEB2). The record is from RefSeq and is a predicted model, not a curated record. Gene Ontology annotation, biological process: positive regulation of transcription by RNA polymerase II. Gene Ontology annotation, cellular component: nucleus. Gene Ontology annotation, molecular function: DNA-binding transcription activator activity, RNA polymerase II-specific; RNA polymerase II cis-regulatory region sequence-specific DNA binding. Lineage: Eukaryota; Metazoa; Chordata; Mammalia; Primates; Cercopithecidae. The transcript is spliced from 10 exons. The coding region runs from base 210 to 1802 and encodes 530 amino acids.